Molecule: messenger RNA, 1779 nt
Organism: Sebastes umbrosus (honeycomb rockfish)
Lineage: Eukaryota; Metazoa; Chordata; Actinopteri; Perciformes; Sebastidae
Gene: slc71a2b
Product: major facilitator superfamily domain containing 14Bb
Biological process (GO): transmembrane transport
Cellular component (GO): membrane
Molecular function (GO): transmembrane transporter activity
Source: RefSeq, a predicted model, not a curated record
GCGGAGGAAUGUUUUCAGUGUGAAAGCCUCCAACGAGCCGCUCUGUCCCGGCAUUAACCGCUCCGUCCCGGGUAUUAACCGCUCUAGUUUAACCGCAGUAGAGCUGAUGAUAGCGCAGCCUCGGAGCUGUAACCCUCACCCAGCAGCGGGACAUCCUGGAACAGACGGAGACCCAUCAGGAGGACGCCGAGCAGCGGACACUCAGUCUGAACAUCGACCCAACACCAUGUGAGAUGAACCGGGACAAACCCGGGACCGGGACGGAGGACAGCGACGUCAUCAUGAGGAGCAGCUCGCACGGCCGAGGCCGAGCCAGAGUGACUCAUGCAGUGGUGGUCAUCUUCCUGGAGUUCUUCGCCUGGGGGCUGCUGACCACACCCAUGCUGACCGUCCUUCAUGAGACGUUUCCUCAGCACACCUUCCUGAUGAACGGCUUGGUUCACGGCGUGAAGGGCUUCCUGUCGUUUCUGUCGGCUCCUCUGAUUGGUGCACUGUCAGACAUCUGGGGCAGGAAGUCCUUCCUCCUCAUGACGGUCUUCUUCACCUGCGCCCCCAUCCCCUUCAUGAGAAUCAGCCCCUGGUGGUAUUUCGCUCUGAUCUCCGUCUCAGGGAUCUUCGCCGUGACCUUCUCGGUGAUCGCCUACGUGGCCGACAUCACAGAGGAGCACGAGAGGAGCACGGCCUACGGACUGGUCUCGGCAACCUUCGCGGCCAGCUUGGUGACGAGCCCGGCCAUCGGGGCCUACCUGUCGGCGGAGUACGGCGACAGCCUGGUGGUCCUGAUCGCCACGGUGAUCUCCGUGGCCGACAUCGCCUUCGUGUUCUUCGUGGUCCCCGAGUCGCUGCCGGACAAGAUGAGGCUGACGUCCUGGGGCUUCCCCAUCUCCUGGGAGCAGGCCGACCCGUUCGCCUCUCUGCGUCGGGUGGGUAAAGACACCACGGUGCUGCUGAUCUGUGUCACAGUGUUCCUGUCCUACCUGCCUGAGGCCGGACAGUACUCCAGCUUCUUCCUCUACCUGAGACAGGUGAUUGAGUUUUCUCCUGCAGCCAUCGCUGCCUUCAUCGCCAUGGUGGGAAUCCUCUCUAUAGUCGCUCAGACUCUCUUCCUCAGUGUUUUAAUGAGGACCAUCGGUAAUAAGAACACCGUUCUUCUGGGUCUGGGCUUCCAGCUCUUCCAGCUGGCCUGGUACGGCUUCGGCUCCGAGCCCUGGAUGAUGUGGGCAGCAGGAACAGUAGCAGCCAUGUCCUCCAUCACCUUCCCAGCAGUCUCUGCUCUGGUGUCACACAGUGCAUCACCUGACCAGCAAGGUGUGGCCCAGGGGAUGAUCACAGGUAUCAGAGGUCUGUGUAACGGUCUGGGUCCGGCUCUCUACGGCUUCAUCUUCUUCCUCUUCAACGUGGAGCUGAACGACAUGCAGCCGGUGGCAGGAAGACCCACACAGAACACAGAGAAGUCUAUGAUCCCCGGUCCUCCCUUCCUGUUCGGAGCGUGCGCCGUCUUAUUCGCCCUCCUCGUCGCCAUCUUCAUCCCCGACCACCACCGAUUGGCUGACGUCAAGACCUGCUCCGCCCGCAAAUCCAGCAGCACCUCCGCCGCACACGCUCAGAGCGCCAGCCCCCUGGCCACGCCCACCAGCGACGCGGAGGACAUCGAGCCGCUCCUGCAGGACAGCAGUAUGUGACUGACUGACAGCCGGCCCGGCCAAUCGCAGCGCUGAGGCCGUGAGCACCGUCUGCUAGUCCCGCCCCCCUUUAGAAUAAAAUCGUUAUCAGCUUUUA